CAAGGUUGAGCCGGUCGGUGGGUCUGCGCCACGUAGAACCGAGCAGAGAUUCUCCAAGCCUACAAACGGCGUAAUGCAUUUAAGCAAACGCUGCUAACGGAAAUGAGCUGUCCGGAGCAAUGAGCCUCCAAGAAAAGAGCCGAGGGACCCUGGAAGCCGUAUCUCAUGGCCUGAACGAGCACAGGGAUGGUAAACUGCUUUCUUUGCUUUCUGCUGCGCCUCCUCUCGUCAUUAAUGCAUCUCUCUUCUCAUGAUGUGCCAUUUGCUCAUAGGAUCCGUAAGGAACCAUUUAGGAACCGCCACCACCGGGACGCGACGGGAUGACAGGCGAGGCAGGCUGGACUUCAGGGAUGUGCUCCUGUGUUGAAAGGCACAAAAAGCGAGAUAGAUGAGCUGAACGUCCAGACAAACAAGUGCCAACUCAGACGCACCUGCAGCAGUUCGAAGCUUUAUGACGUCGUGGUCACCAGCUUUACUGACUGAGGAUGACCAUUGAAUAACUUUGCGAUGCAGUUUUUCUUCGCUGUCGCUUUCGUUCACUCUCAAUUUUCUGGAUUUCGGCGCUACGAAAAAAUCUUUGAUCCAGCAUGAUAGUUCUGUCGACGUUUCGCUGGCCUGCAAAGGCCAAUGCUAGCGAUUGUCCAAAUGCUGAAGCGUAGGUGAAGAAGCUUUCAUUACCUCAUAUCCUUGCUUGUCUACUUUGUCACUGAGUUCCAAGAGAACUAUGAUAAGGUUCUCGUAUCCUAUAGCUAGUUUGAGGCAUUGUCAAUUGCAAUGUCGUUUGUUUGAAGCUUUCGAGCUAAUGCGACGAGCUCGUUCAGAUGGGCAGUGGCCGUCGUCUGUCCUACAGUGGCAGAGAAUGGUGCAGGAGCACGGGACGCAUUUCACUUGUAUGCAGAGAGCGGAGUCCAGAGUCUCUGCAGCGUUUCUCGUCUCCUCCAAUCUCAGCCACAACCCCAGACAGUACUACUAAUGACAAUGAGCCGCUGUGUAGGGAAAUUGAUGCUUGGAUCGAACCACCGCUCAAAGCACCCACGCCAAGUUCUCAAGAUGAUGUACACGAACGAGCAGAUCAAUACAUAUUCCAGUACAUGGCCCCAUUAGGACACAUGCCGCCUAUCCGUCUACUUCGAGAGCUUAAGGAUCAAGAGCUUGCGUAACUUACUUUAUUUGCCCAAAAAAACGCAAGCAGAAGAGAGUUCAAAUAGUGCCUCCUACCACUAAAGAGCGCUGCUCACCAGUCAAUGCUCCCCGAUAGCAAAAAUCAGCCGCUUUUGCUCACUGUCGCCCGAAAGACUCAACCGCGAGCAAUGGUCAACGAAGAUUGAGCCGGUCGACCAAUCCCGACCAGAAACAGCGCGUACAAGACGCCAAAGGUAGAAAAAGACAAGCCAUCCGCAGAGGCUAACACAUCCGUGAAGUUAUGGAUGUCUAGAUAUUCUCGCGACUUGGUAUUGAAACCACACAAAGAGGGCAAGAAUGCGCGUGAUAAUUAAGGAAUGCGAGGGAAGGGGUAACUAUUGAUUUUGUCGAGUAUUGGAGUUGUGGUGGUUGGCUGAGAUGAGCUCGUAGGCUAGCAAGAGGGAGAUAUGCGUUCGGCUCCAAUCAGGUGGCGGUGUGUUGAGGAUCCCUUAGGGGAGCCUCGUGCAGGCCUGAAAGACUCGACGGCGACUUAAAUCAUAAAGUUAACACAGCUUACAAAACUUUCAACCUACUUAGAAGUUAGCUUACGAAGUUUCUUCGCUUCAGCACUUUCAAUUCUCAAAAGGAAAGGCAAUUUUGAAUUGUUGGUCUAUGGAUGAAGUCGAAACGGCUAGGGAAGAGAUAACCAAGGAAUUGCCUACCGUUACAUUGGACUUAUAGCAUGAUCUCUUUUUCCAGAAGCAUUACUUCAAAACCUCAAAUCGAAUCGUCAUGAUGUAUGCAGCCCAGCUCCCAGAAUUAGUCCC
This is a messenger RNA of Verruconis gallopava, 1949 nucleotides long. RefSeq lists its product as uncharacterized. The coding region runs from base 822 to 1160 and encodes 112 amino acids. The transcript has a single exon. The record is from RefSeq and is a predicted model, not a curated record. NCBI's taxonomy places the organism in Eukaryota, Fungi, Ascomycota, Dothideomycetes, Venturiales, Sympoventuriaceae.